Coffea eugenioides is the source of this 1919-nucleotide messenger RNA. RefSeq lists its product as uncharacterized. Gene Ontology annotation, cellular component: chloroplast outer membrane. The transcript is spliced from 8 exons. The record is from RefSeq and is a predicted model, not a curated record. Bases 4 to 1761 code for a protein of 585 amino acids. Gene Ontology annotation, biological process: chloroplast organization. NCBI's taxonomy places the organism in Eukaryota, Viridiplantae, Streptophyta, Magnoliopsida, Gentianales, Rubiaceae.
UUGAUGUUGAUGUUUGAACUCAGGAAGAAGAUAAUAACCUUUAGAGACAUUCUUCACCUCCCACCUUGUGCUAAUGCUACUGCAAUUGCUGAGUUGGUCGUGCGAACUUUGGAGGAUCUUAAGAAGUUGUAUCCCAGUAUCCUGCCGAAUAUCGAAGAAAGCAAAGAAGUUUCAUUACAGCAGGAGAUGUCCAAUCUUUACGAGGCUCUAAAAUCUAUAGGAGACGUCUGGGACAACAAUCGUAUGUUAGUUGCUGACUCUGUGCACUGUGCAGAUGGUAGCUCAAAUGCUACAAACUCGAAGCAACUUGGUGGACGAGUGAUUGAAGAGCUUGACAAUAUGAUUAAAACUGCAAGGCAGAAUUUUGAUGUCAUGCAUGAAGAUGAGAAAAGCAAUAAAGACGUUUUAAGAGAAAUGUCUCCAGAUAUCAAAAACACCUGUUCUUCUCUAGCAUCACCCAAUUCAGUCCCUACUGGUCUGAUGAAACCCAGUGCAGUUGCUGAUGCUUCUAACCCUCUCCCCACUUUACUUCAGACAGUGGAAAAAUGCAUCUCCACGGACAUAUGUCCUGCGGUGUCAUUACAAGGCACUGUUCCUGUUAAAGAGGGGAGGAAGAAGGCGGAUGAACAAACAGAGAACUUUAGCAAAGCGAAAAGCACCACUGAAGGAUCACCAAGAAUAGCAACGAAUGAAGUCACAAGUAGUCCCAAGUCUGGAAUCAAACCUAAGAGCAAUUUGAGUGACAUGCUUAACGCAAGAAGGCCAAAAGAAGCAAGCCGGUCUUUAUCACUCCCAUCCAUUCCCACAUCUCCAGUACCCCUUGCGGCUCCACCUCCACCUCAUCCUCCAACAGUUGGGGUUUCACGGCUAAAUGGUACUGCUCCGCCUCCACCUCCUCCUCCAGGAUUGGGGGUUCGAAAAUUCCCAAGCCUGAAGAGAUCAAAUUCAAAACUGAGGAGAUCAAAUCAUAUGGGAAACUUGUAUCGAAAUCUCAAAAGAAAACUGGAAGGAUCAAAUGUUACUGAUGCAAUAUCUAAUAAGAUAAAUCGUCGGGUUGGUGGUCUUACCAGCAUAAAACAAGGAAUGGCUGCAGCCCUUGCUGAAAUGACAAAAAGAUCAGCAUAUUUUCAUCAGAUUGAAGAAGAUGUUCACAAGCACUCUGAAAUGAUCAUGAAGCUGAGAGAUGACAUAUGUUCCUUUAAGACAAAAGACAUGGCUGAGCUUCAAAAGUUCCGUAGAGAUGUAGAGAAACAUCUAGAGGAAUUGAGUGAUGAGACUCAGGUUUUGGCAAGGUUUGAAGAUUUUCCUACAAAGAAGCUGGAAUCAUUGCGGAUAGCCGCUGCAUUGCACUCAAAAUUGGAAGGAAUAGCUUUUACCCUGGAGCAUUGGAAAACUGAGCCUCCAGUUGAGAUGAUGCUCGACAAGGUGGAACGCUAUUUCAACAAGAUUAAAGUAGAUAUAGAAUUAUUGGACCGGAGCAAAGAUGAAGAUUCUAAGCAUCUUCGAAGUCAUGAUAUUGUUUUUGACUUCAACAUAUUGAUAAGAAUCAAGGAACUUAUGGUGGAUGUUUCCUCAGCCUGCAUGGAGUUGGCACUCAAGGAACGAAGAGAAGCAACUGAAGGAAAACGAAAAGCACUCACGAAACUGCUAUGGAGGGCUUUUCAGCUAGCGUUUCGAGUCUAUACCUUCGCUGGGGGACAAGAUGAGCGAGCUGACAGUUUGACCAAGGAACUAGGUCGAGUACUACAUAGUGAUGCGUGAUAGUAGUGAAGUCAUAGAAUCCUCAAACAAGUGCAGUAAUCUCUGCAUAUCUCCUAUUGGCAAACGACAGCCUAGAACCAUUGUUGUAACAUCUCCUGUAGUUUUUGAACUGAAGCGCUGGAUUCAGGUGCAAUGACAUGAUGUAUCUGGAAUCCAAA